Molecule: messenger RNA, 2106 nt
Organism: Fusarium pseudograminearum CS3096
Lineage: Eukaryota; Fungi; Ascomycota; Sordariomycetes; Hypocreales; Nectriaceae
Exons: 7
Coding region: 1-2106 (701 amino acids)
Biological process (GO): DNA replication initiation; DNA replication
Cellular component (GO): nuclear pre-replicative complex; nuclear origin of replication recognition complex; DNA replication preinitiation complex
Molecular function (GO): DNA replication origin binding
Source: RefSeq, a predicted model, not a curated record
AUGACACAUGAAGAAAUGGAACAAGAGGCAUACAGUCAAGAGGAUCAUCAGGUUGCCUAUAUUUUUGACCCUGAAGACGAUGGGACGCAGAAGAAGUCCGCCAAACGCAAAAGAGUGUCAAGGCAAGCUCAGAAAGACGAAGAAUUUAUCAAAGACUCAUCGCCCUUCGUGCCUCUGCUCAAUGGAGCCGAGAAGCCUGAGUUUGUCCAGUUAAGGGAGACCCUGUUUCAGGAGAGCUGGACCAAGGUUGAUGAACGCAUCCAGGAAAUUCUCAAAACUUCGAAUUUGGAAACUCUCCACGAAGUCAGCGAUUUCGUCAAGGAUGCAGUGACAGACUCUGGGGAUAGGGUCCCAUCAGCUUUCAUCAUCACCGGACCCAACAUUGCUUCACAGGACCUUCUCUUUCAGCAGCUAUCAGAGACACUUCAACAAACCACGCCAAGCAAGUUUGUCGGUCUGCGGUCCUCGGAAGCAUCAACUCUCAAAGCGACAUUGAAGAAGGUUAUUCGAGAUGUCACCGCCAAAGUCUCAGAUGAUGAGGACGAUGAUCUCCAAGUUGGGGAUGGCCGUGAGGGACGACGAUAUCUCGACUAUGAUCUUGAGGCCUUGCACGCAUCCAUCAAGUCACAGAACUGCGAGCAUGUCUUUGUUGCAUUUCAAGACAGCGAAGGCUUCGACAGCAGUCUGUUGUCCGAGUUGAUCAUUCUCUUCAACUCUUGGCGUCCACGUAUCCCCUUUACUCUCCUCUUUGGUAUCGCCACAUCAGUUGAGCUCCUCCAAGCUAGGUUGCUCAAGGCUGCAUGCCAGCAGAUUUACGGAGCACAAUUCGACGUGAUCCAGACCUCGGCAAUUCUUGAGACCGUCUUCAAAGCCGCCGUGGCAGCGUCGGAUACUCCUGUGUUAAUGGGCACGUCGCUUCUUCACAGCAUGUUGGACCGACAACAUGACCAGGUCUCAGGCAUCCAAACUUUUACCAUGUCCUUGAAGUACGCUUACAUGUGUCACUUUUACGCGAAUCCUCUAAGUGUUCUUUCCCAUGCGACAUCUUUCCAAGCAGAGCACAUUGAAGCAAUUCGACACACGAACUCUUUCAGAGAAAAUGUUGAGAGGGCAGUAGAGACUGGAGUAUUGGAUAACGUACAAUAUGCCAAGGAUCUACUCGAAAAUAAUGACUUCCUUGUCUCGCAAGUUCAAAAUAGCCUUACCUCUCGACAAGAGCAUAUCGAAAACUUCUUACGGGCACUGCUUAUUCUCAGGGAAGCAGAAGCCCAGGAUAUUGAGCUUUCAAGAGCUUAUGUUGAGGCUAUGGACGAGGGCAUCUCAAUAACAGAAAGCUCGAGGGCUGUCGAUUCGGUACAACGCAUGGAUGCCAACGAGUUGCUGGCUCUGCUUCGUAAGGCGAUCGCAAUUUUGCGAAACGGAGAGGUUGAUCUGCUACUCGGCCCAGCAACAAAGCAGACAGACAUCAACUUUCAAAAUGCACUAUCAAGGCAACUCAUGAGCUUGGAACAGCUACAUGCAAAGGCACAAACAGAGGGCAUCACGCUACGAAGCAAGUAUAGUGGCCAGAGCAAGAUUGUACGAACCACUGUCAUUGCACAAAGGGUUCAACUUAGCCACGAUUCAGCGGCACUUACAGAGGAGGACAUGCAGCUUACUCAGAUUGUUAACGACGUCACAGCGUUGCUUAUCGAGCAUGUUCAGGCUCCCAAGCCCGGCUCUCUUUUGUUGUCGGAAAGCUGGCUAUACGAUUCUCGAGCGCCAUCGCGGGAUGUAUUUGUGCCUCGCCCGCGGACCAUCUUGGAGCGCAGCCUCUCAAGACCCCACGAUUACCUGUCAUGUUCAUGCUGUAAGCCAGGGGAUGGAGAAACCCCAGCAACGUUACCAGCCACUGCGCUUUUAUACCGCCUAUACACGGAGACUGGAAGCCUCAUCAACGUGGCAGAUUUAUGGGCUGCGUUUUCCGCACUGAUCAGCAACGAGGAAGCGGACGAACGCAAGUCGCUGGUCCUGUUCUACCGUGCGCUGGCAGAGCUGAGGGCUUUGGGAUUUGUCAAAGCAAGCAAGAAGAAAGCGGACCAUAUUGCCAAGCUGAAGUGGCUCUAA